AAUCAUUGUUAUUAGCUUUUCUUCUUUUUAUUUUUUAAAAUCUGCAUGUCUAUAAUCCGUAAACCUUCAGGGUUUAUUGUCCUGCGGUUUUCCUGGCAUGCAGAGACUGCAUGUAUUUAGCGAUUUACGUAUUGGGUCAGUGUCAGGUUUUCUGGCUGUUUUAGCUGCUGUGGGAUGAAGGGGGGGAGGAGGAGGUGAUUGCACCGAGCGGCUGUGACGGGCACACGCAGCCAGUGGACGUGGAUGCUCUGUUUGGUUGGCCGCAUCUCUCCGCUGGCACCAUGGCAGAGCUUCAUUAGUGCUCAGCCUCUACGUAUCUCUCCUGUGUGCUGCUUCUUACCACCGGAGCCGAUGAAUUUCAAAGCGUCGUUUGAGAGGACACAGCCAGCCCUCCCAAGCGUUGGAGCAGCGAUACCAAGCGGCUAAAGACUGCUUUAAAUCCCCCUAGCCCCCCAAAAAAGAAAAGAAAAGCAAAGAAAAAAAAGAGGCAAACUAUGCCAGCAGCACCAGAGUCAAUCCCCCUGGUGACUUGCCAGCUCAUUGGUCAGACUCGCGUCCCUGUCCAUAUUGGCAGGUCCAUGCCACUGGAUGCCCCUCACGGAGCCGCACCCACACCAUGAGCGCCAGCGGGCCUACCCCAGACCCAGCCCCAACAGCCCCAGAAGCCCCUCCAACCUCGACUCCGGCCCCUGCUCCGACCCCAGUUCCCGCACCCGCGGCCCCGGCUGCUCCGCCGGCCCCGCCUGCCCCACCUGCCCCAUCAUCCUCAACCAUCCCGGUGGGUGCGUUGGCACAGAAGAAGCGGCAGCAAUAUGCCAAAAGCAAGAAACAGGGCAGUAAUGCCAACAGCAGGCCGCCACGGGCUUUGUUCUGCCUCAACCUCAACAAUCCCAUACGCAGGGCCUGCAUCAGCCUGGUGGAGUGGAAGCCAUUUGAUAUCUUUAUACUAAUUGCUAUAUUUGCCAACUGUAUGGCCUUAGCUGUCUAUGUCCCUUUUCCCGAAGACGAUUCCAACUCCACAAACCACGACCUGGAAACAGUCGAGUAUGCCUUCCUCAUCAUUUUCACAAUUGAGACGUUUCUGAAGAUUAUCGCUUAUGGUUUGGUGAUGCAUCAAAAUGCCUACGUGAGAAACGGUUGGAACAUGCUGGAUUUCGUCAUUGUCGUCAUUGGCCUCUUCAGUGUUGUCUUGGAGAUUCUGACCAAAGAUGAGAAGGCAGACGGUGAGGGAGAGGAAAACCACCCGUCCAUGCACGGUCACGGCGGUAAACCCGGUGGAUUUGACGUGAAAGCCCUUCGAGCCUUCCGUGUGCUGCGUCCCCUGCGGCUGGUCUCAGGAGUACCCAGUUUACAAGUGGUGUUGAACUCCAUCAUUAAAGCCAUGGUCCCUCUCCUUCAUAUUGCCCUCCUGGUCUUGUUUGUCAUCAUAAUCUAUGCUAUUAUUGGCCUGGAGCUUUUCAUUGGUAAAAUGCACGCAACCUGCUACCUUCCUGGCUCAGACAUCAUAGCAGAGGAGGAUGCUGCUCCAUGUGCGAUCUCAGGGCACGGGCGGCAAUGCCCCAUCAAUGGCACCGAAUGCAGAGAAGGCUGGCAAGGCCCCAACGGCGGCAUCACCAACUUUGACAACUUCUUGUUUGCCAUGCUGACAGUAUUUCAGUGCAUCACCAUGGAGGGCUGGACGGACGUGCUCUACUGGAUGAACGAUGCUAUGGGCUUUGAGCUUCCAUGGGUGUACUUUGUCAGUCUCGUGAUCUUCGGCUCCUUUUUCGUUCUUAACCUGGUUUUGGGUGUGUUGAGCGGAGAGUUCUCCAAAGAGAGGGAAAAGGCCAAAGCUCGCGGAGACUUCCAGAAGCUGCGUGAGAAGCAGCAGCUGGAGGAGGACCUGAAGGGUUACCUGGACUGGAUCACUCAGGCUGAAGAUAUCGACCCUGACAAUGAGGAUGAGGCGGAUGAGGAGUGUAAACGCAACCGGGUGACUCUGGCUGACCUUACUGAGAAGAAGAAGGGAAGGUUUGGGUGGUUCAGCCAGUCGUCCGACACUCAUGCAAGUGUUCCGGCCAGCGAAACAGAAUCUGUGAACACAGAGAAUCAAAAUGGGGAAGAUGAGAAGACACCAUGCUGCGGACCUCUGUGUCAAAAAAUUUCAAAGUCAAAGUUCAGUCGGCGCUGGCGCCGCUGGAACAGGUUCUGCCGCAGAAAGUGCCGGUUGGCCGUCAAAUCGGUGCCUUUCUAUUGGCUGGUCAUCAUCCUGGUUUUCCUCAACACCCUCACCAUAUCGUCGGAGCACUACAACCAGCCUUUGUGGCUGACACAAGUGCAAGAUGUGGCCAAUAAAGUCCUGCUAGCACUGUUCACUUGCGAGAUGUUGGUGAAGAUGUACAGUCUGGGCCUGCAGGCCUAUUUUGUUUCACUCUUCAACCGCUUUGACUGCUUUGUGGUGUGUGGAGGGAUCACCGAGACCAUCCUGGUGGAGCUGGAGAUCAUGUCGCCCCUCGGGAUCUCCGUGUUCCGCUGCGUGCGCUUGCUGAGGAUUUUCAAGGUCACACGCCACUGGCAGUCACUCAGCAACCUGGUGGCUUCUCUCCUCAACUCCAUGAAGUCCAUUGCUUCCCUGCUGCUGCUGCUCUUCCUCUUUAUUAUCAUCUUCUCGCUGCUGGGCAUGCAGGUGUUCGGAGGAAAGUUCAACUUUGAUGAGACCCAAACCAAGAGAAGCACCUUUGACAACUUUCCACAAGCGCUACUCACCGUCUUUCAGAUCUUGACCGGAGAAGACUGGAACGCAGUCAUGUAUGAUGGCAUCAUGGCGUACGGAGGCCCUUCCUCUUCUGGCAUGAUUUUAUGCUUUUACUUCAUCAUCCUCUUCAUUUGUGGAAACUACAUCCUCCUGAAUGUCUUCUUGGCCAUCGCUGUGGACAACUUGGCAGAUGCAGAGUCUCUCAACACAGAUGAAGGAGAUAAGAAAGGGGACAAAAAGGAUGAGAAAGAUGAAAAGGAUGAAGAAGAAGACAAUGACGACACCGCAGCAGAGGAGGAAGACCCGGAAGUCCCAGCAGGACCUCGGCCAGUCAUCUCCGAUUUGGUCAAGAAGGAGAAGAUUACUCCCAUUCCAGAGGGAAGUGCCUUUUUUAUCUUCAGCAACACUAACCCAGUUCGUGUGUUUUGCCACAAGCUCAUCAAUCACCACAUCUUCACUAACCUCAUCCUGGUGUUCAUCAUGCUCAGCUCCGUCUCACUCGCCGCAGAGGAUCCCAUCCGAAAUUUCUCCGCCCGCAAUAUUAUACUUGGUUACUUUGACUAUGCUUUCACGGCUAUCUUUACUGUUGAGAUCGUUUUGAAGGUCCUAGGCUAUGCAGAUUAUGUCUUCACUAGUAUGUUUACAUUUGAGAUCAUAUUGAAGAUGACGACAUACGGAGCUUUUCUCCAUAAAGGAGCUUUCUGUCGGAACUACUUCAACCUUCUCGACCUGUUAGUUGUGGGAGUGUCUUUAGUCUCCUUUGGCAUACAGUCGUCUGCCAUAUCAGUGGUGAAGAUUCUCCGGGUCCUUCGUGUCCUGAGACCCUUGAGAGCCAUCAAUCGAGCCAAAGGCCUGAAACACGUGGUGCAGUGUGUGUUUGUGGCCAUCAGGACCAUCGGCAACAUCAUGAUUGUCACCACUCUUCUCCAGUUCAUGUUCGCCUGCAUUGGGGUGCAGCUCUUCAAGGGAAAGUUCUAUCGCUGCACAGAUGAAGCCAAGUCGAGCCCAGAGGAGUGCAAAGGCACGUACAUCCUGUAUAAGGACGGCGACGUGAACCAGCCCACCAUCCACAAACGAGUGUGGCACAACAGUGACUUCAACUUUGACAACGUGCUGAUGGCCAUGAUGGCUCUAUUCACCGUGUCUACCUUUGAAGGCUGGCCAGCGUUACUAUACAAGGCAAUCGACUCCAACAGGGAGAACCUCGGGCCCAUUUACAACUACCGCGUGGAGAUUUCCAUCUUCUUCAUCAUCUACAUCAUCAUCAUCGCCUUCUUCAUGAUGAACAUCUUUGUAGGUUUUGUGAUCGUCACGUUUCAAGAGCAAGGAGAGAAGGAGUAUAAAAACUGUGAACUAGACAAGAACCAGCGUCAGUGUGUGGAGUACGCUCUGAAAGCCCGUCCUCUGAGGAGGUACAUCCCCAAGAACCCAUACCAGUACAAGUUCUGGUAUGUGGUCAACUCUACGGGCUUUGAGUACAUCAUGUUUGUGCUCAUCAUGCUCAACACGCUCUGCUUGGCUGUACAGCACUACGGCCAGUCGGCGCUGUUUAACUAUGUCAUGGACAUCCUCAACAUGGUCUUCACUGCUGUUUUCACUGUGGAAAUGGUUCUCAAGCUUAUUGCUUUUAAACCCAGGCACUAUUUCGCCGAUGCUUGGAACACAUUUGAUGCCUUAAUUGUCGUCGGUAGCGUCGUCGAUAUUGCUAUCACUGAAGUCAACCCAACAGAGACUCCUCAGGUGGAUGAACUGGGGAACACGGAGGACAGCGCCCGCAUCUCCAUCACCUUCUUCCGUCUCUUUCGAGUCAUGAGGCUCGUCAAGCUGCUCAGCAGAGGGGAGGGCAUCCGCACUCUUCUUUGGACCUUCAUCAAAUCCUUCCAGGCUCUGCCAUACGUCGCUCUUCUGAUAGCGAUGCUUUUCUUCAUCUAUGCUGUCAUUGGAAUGCAGGUCUUUGGGAAAAUUGCAAUGGUGGAUGGCACGCACAUCAACAGAAACAAUAACUUCCAGACCUUCCCUCAGGCCGUGCUCCUCCUCUUCAGAUGUGCCACUGGAGAGGCGUGGCAAGAGAUCAUGUUGGCCUGCAUGCCGGGAAAGUUGUGUGACCCCGAAUCGGACUACAACCCCGGGGAGGAGAUGACAUGUGGCAGUGGAUUUGCAAUCAUUUACUUCAUCACCUUCUACAUGCUGUGCGCAUUUUUGAUUAUUAAUUUGUUUGUGGCUGUCAUCAUGGACAACUUUGACUAUUUAACACGGGAUUGGUCCAUUCUUGGUCCACACCACUUGGAUGAAUUCAAGAGAAUUUGGUCGGAGUAUGACCCGGAGGCCAAGGGACGAAUUAAACAUCUGGACGUGGUAACACUUCUUCGACGAAUCCAGCCUCCUCUGGGAUUUGGUAAACUGUGUCCUCAUCGAGUGGCUUGCAAGAGACUGGUGGCCAUGAAUAUGCCUCUCAACAGCGAUGGCACGGUGAUGUUUAAUGCGACUCUUUUUGCACUGGUGCGAACAGCCCUCAAGAUCAAAACUGAAGGUAAAAAUCAACGCUUCGUGGACGAAUGGCCAGUUGUUAUUAUUGCAACUCGUGAUCAUAUGUCUAAAAAAAUGGGUUGUCUCGGUGCAGGUAAUCUGGAGCAGGCCAACGAGGAGCUCCGGGCUGUCAUCAAAAAAAUCUGGAAGAGAACCAGCAUGAAGCUACUGGAUCAAGUGGUGCCGCCUGCUGGUGAUGAUGAGGUAACCGUGGGGAAGUUCUAUGCCACCUUCCUGAUACAGGACUACUUUAGGAAAUUCAAGAAACGUAAAGAGGAAGGCCUGGUGGGUGCACACCCCUCCCAGAACAGCACAGCCAUUGCACUGCAGGCUGGGCUGCGCACUCUCCAUGAUAUUGGCCCCGAAAUUCGCCGAGCGAUAUCAUGUGACCUGCAAGAUGAUGAACUAGUAGACUUUAUACCAGAGGAAGACGAGGAAAUAUAUAGGCGUAAUGGCGGACUGUUUGGCAACCACCUGAUGAACGGAGGUCAUCGGCGAUCCAAUGGCCACCAGACCAACGCGACGCAGCGGCCUCUGCAGGUGCAGCCGCCCCCUCACUACGCUCACAUGGAGCAACCGGUGGGCCGGCUUUCUCGAGCCAACGCCAUGUCCCACGCCAACCACCGUCACCAUCACCACCACCACCAUCACCGCCACCACAACAACUCCUACGGCAAGUCACCGAAAUCCACCAACAUCAACCUCAACAAUGCCAACAAGUCCAGUUUACCCAAUGGGGGCCACCAUCGCUACUAUGAACACGCCCCUCCCAAUGGCUACCCAGGUCACCGCGGCUCCUACUAUGACUAUGAAAAGGCCCGGACCCCACAAGCUCAAAGAAGGCGCUACUAUGAGACCUAUGUUAGGUCCCACGGUGGGGAUAGACGGCAUCCUACCAUCCGCAGAGAGGAGGAGGUGGAUGAAGAUCAUUUGUCCGGCGAGUAUUUCAGUGGAGAGGAGUUUUAUGAAGAUGACAGCAUGCUCUCAGGGGACAGGUACCAGAACAGUGAUACAGAGUAUGAGACUCCCAAAGGGUACCAUCAUCCUGACAGUUACUAUGAUGAUGACGAACAGCCCCUCUACUGUGACUCAAGGAGGUCCCCAAAAAGACGUUUGCUCCCUGCCACGCCUGAAGGCUUGAAUGGUCACAGGAGGCCCUCUUUCAACUUUGAGUGUCUGCGCAGGCAGGGUAGCCAGGAUGAGCUUCCACAUCAACGUACUGCCCUACCACUGCACCUUAUGCAGCACCAGGUCAUGGCUGUAGCAGGCUUGGACUCCAGCAGAGCCCACCGCCUCUCCCCAACGCGCUCCACCCGCUCCUGGGCCACGCCCCCUGCAACCCCAGCCAGUAAAGACCAGUCACCGUACUACACCCCCCUCAUCCGCGUAGAUCACCCACACAGGGAUAGCACCGCCAGCAGCCACGUAUCGGUGCGCAAGAGCUCCUGGUACUCUGACGACCCCGAGUUCACGCAGAGGACAUACUCGCCCAUCCACCUGCAGGUGCCGCCCGAGUACCACAGCCAGUACCAACAGAAGCGAGGAAGCGCCACCAGCCUCGUUGAAGCGGUUUUAAUAUCAGAGGGCCUCGGGAGGUACGCCAAGGAUCCCAAGUUUGUUGCCGCCACCAAGCACGAGAUCGCGGACGCCUGCGAGAUGACGAUCGAUGAGAUGGAGAGCGCGGCCAGUCACUUGCUGAAUGGCGGCAUGGCGCCCGUUAUCAACGGGGUCAACGUGUUCCCUCUUCUGACAGCGGGGGGCUUCGACCUGCAGGACCCGGUUGCCAGCUACAGCGACGACGAACCCGAGACGGAACCCAGGGCUCCCUACGAAGAGGACCUGGCCGACGAGAUGAUUUGCAUCACAACUUUAUAGCAGAAAAAGGACCCUUGGCAGACUACGAUCAGUGAAAAUACAAGACUAAUUGUAUUCAUAGGCUCUGACCAAAAGAAGUGCCUUCAGUCUGAAGAGAAAGGCAUAGAGAAGAGAGACACACACGAGUCUCGAGCUUUUUGAAAGGAAACUUCUCUCCCUGCCAGCAAAGAACGUCACGGUACAGACCCCUGCGGAGCACCGAGGGGCCAUCUUGACCUUCCUUCCUGUCAAAGGGCUUGAGCUGGGGGUCCAGGCAGAGACCAUCCAGGAUAAGUGGCGCGGACUUGCCAUGCUCUUUUGGGCUGGUGUGUUCGGGUGAUGACAAUCAGAUGUACGAUGUCAUUACCUCAGUCGCUUUAUUAAAGGUUUGGCAUAUCAUGCAAGUUUUCAAUGCAAGCAUAGAAAGGCAUAUCUCCUCCCCCAGACCCCCCGCCCCCUUUGAGUCUGAUUUAAUCCCUUUGUCCCGUGAUACUAACAGUAGUCGUGCUGCAGCCGAGUCACACAGCAAAGAGUUGCGACAAACGGAAUUAUGCAGGAACUAACGUGUUAACCUUUUUGAAGCGACUAAAAAGCAUUUGCGAGAAAUGCACUAGUAGGCAGGUUGUUUGAAAUUGUAGAAUAGCCUGGUUAAUAUUUCCUAGCUGAGGUGCUGUAAAUUGUAUUAUAAAAUACGUGACACUUUGUAAAGAGAUAUUCUAUAUUUUGUAAUUAGGUAUGAUUUCAAUGAUCAGCAAUAUGGACCAUUCUGAUGUGCGAUAAAAUCAGACCACCAUUGAUUAUGUACCAUUUGCUGCAUUUGAUUUGUCUUUUAUGUACUGUGUUAAUACACAGCAUUUAUUUUCGCAGUUUUUUUCCCCUCCAAAAUAUUUAUUUAUUUAUGUAUUUAUUUUGCCUGCGGUCGCAGUUUUAAGAGGUUCUGCUUUUGUGAGCAACAUUAACUGCACAAGUCAAGCAGUUUUUUACUUCUUAGCACAAGAGAAGUCGUCAUUGUAUGGUUUCAAGUGAAAAGCCUUUUUUAAAUGGCGAGCCCCGUGAUCCCCCGUGCUGGCAUGCUGAACAGAUGCAGCCAAUGCAUUUGUUUGCGUCUUUAUUUUUAAUGAAAUUGAUGCUGCUUUAUUCUUUGUUCUUCAAAACCUUAGUAGGGUUGCUCCCGAUUAAAAUGCCUUUUUGCUGCUGAAAGAAGACAAAAAGAUGGAUGGUAGAGCUAAAAUAAUGGAGGUCUAAAUGAUUUUCCAUCAAAGCUGGUGCUGGGGUUUUUGCGAAUGACUGAUGAGUCCUUUUAAGACUUUCUGUGAAAUUUCAUCUUGAGUGUGUGAGGGCUGCGUCCACUUUGGUGGCAGGAGUCGGUGAAGCGGAUGGGAAGUGAUCUGUUGAGAGGCGAAGCAAUAUUAAAAGAGACCCCCACCCCUUCCUCACACCCUCCCCCCCUGCCUACCUGGCGUCGAGUAUACCUCGUUUGGCAAAGGUGACAACAUAUCAUUGUCUCAAUGUAUCAAUGUGUCCCACUGGGGAGUCUUAAAACAGGGUUAACGGUAGAUGUGCAUGUAACGUGGCAAGAAGCCGAAACUGGAUGGACAAUGAACACAAGUGAACUUUCAUUCCAGGAUGCAGUGCUAACUAAAGUAGGCUUUGCCAUGACGAGUUUAACUAAGCGUCAAGAACAUUUAGGGUUCAUGUGAUCUGUUGUAGGUGUUUGCUUCCGUCGGCGUGUGCGUGCUCUGUCUGCUACUUUAACCGUCAUGACAAUGUCGAUUUUCCAUGAUGUGUGCACAUUGAAAGGGCUCUUUGAAAUGUUUGUGCGUUUAAAAAAAAACAACAACAACAACAACAACGAUAAAUGUGUUCUCGUCCUUUUGCAGCUGACAAAAGGAAUGCACAUAACUGGCACAUUGUCCUAUUCGUAGCAAUUGAUGAACUGAAAAUAUGCAUUAUUUUGUAAACACUUUUAAGCAUUGAGUUAAUCUAAAGAUGAAAAGAACUUACUUUUACCUCAAGUCAGGGAUUCCUGAAAAAAAAGAGUAAAUAGUAACUUGGUUGAGUCUUAAGUAUUAGCACAUAGCUGUUUGUCUCUACACACGUAAGUGUAUUGUGCUUCUGUUUCUCCUUUUUCUAAAACUGAUUUGUGUAUUAAGGUGAGACAAUUUUGUACUUUUUGGUGACUGUGUGUAUGGUUUAGUGGAAUCUACAGUAUAGUUGUCAUUCACACCUCAUCUUACAAUGCUGGGAAUGAAAGAGAGUCAGAAGAAUAUUUUUAAGGUGCGUCGUUGCUCUGCUAGGAGAACAAAAAAAUGGAUUACAUUACCAGUUUACAGAGAAACGCACUGUUUCUAUCACUUUUCUUCACAUGGUUAUAUAUAGAAUUACUUUUAUUAACGUUCUUAAAUCUGUAUUGAAAUAGAAGGUGUAAAAUAUGUACAAAUUAUUGGAAAGACCCAUGGUAAUGUUCUCGACUUGAAAGUCUUGAUAUUUGCUCUUAAAUGUUUCUUUUUGGUUGGCAUCAAUCUCUUAGUAGCAAAUGCUUUAAUAUAUCACAUUGGGUUUCAUAACAAUGAAUUUUUCAUUUGAGUUGGGCCUUGUCUUUAUUGAAAUCAAUUAAGUUAUUUAUUUUCUAAUGAGCAUCAUUGAAUAAACUUAUGCUGAAUUAUG
Messenger RNA from Hippocampus zosterae (dwarf seahorse), 9781 nucleotides. RefSeq names its product calcium channel, voltage-dependent, L type, alpha 1D subunit, a (gene cacna1da). Gene Ontology annotation, molecular function: high voltage-gated calcium channel activity. Gene Ontology annotation, cellular component: membrane; voltage-gated calcium channel complex. Gene Ontology annotation, biological process: calcium ion import across plasma membrane. Lineage: Eukaryota; Metazoa; Chordata; Actinopteri; Syngnathiformes; Syngnathidae. The record is from RefSeq and is a predicted model, not a curated record. The transcript has 48 exons. The coding region runs from base 617 to 7135 and encodes 2172 amino acids.